Erigeron canadensis is the source of this 1493-nucleotide messenger RNA. Its product is annotated as probable galacturonosyltransferase-like 9. Gene Ontology annotation, cellular component: Golgi apparatus. Bases 85 to 1251 code for a protein of 388 amino acids. Gene Ontology annotation, molecular function: glycosyltransferase activity. The record is from RefSeq and is a predicted model, not a curated record. Lineage: Eukaryota; Viridiplantae; Streptophyta; Magnoliopsida; Asterales; Asteraceae. The transcript has a single exon.
UCUUGUAAUGAUUUUAACAUUCAAGAAAUACCCACCUCAAAAAACCCAUUAUCAUUUAACCGGAAAUUAUUAAUCAAUUAAAAUAUGAUUAAUAAUUUCCAGUUCCGACAUAAUUUCUUUAUAAUCUUUCAUUUCUUUUUUAUAUUUUUUCCAUUAAACAGCUUCGGCAUUCGCUCUUUUCCGGCCACCGGAGAGGCCAUUUCCGAUCACCAUCAUCGUCAUUACCAUGGCAACAUCUUUCAUUUCAGUGAAGCCCCAGAAUACCGCAACGGCGUUGACUGCCACGUGUCACAAACAGUCCACGUGGCGAUGACAUUGGAUUCUGAAUACUUACGUGGAUCAAUCGCGGCCGUACAUUCUGUUCUUCGCCACACGUCAUGCCCGGAAAAUGUGUUCUUUCAUUUCAUAGCUGCUGAGUUUGACCCAGUUACUAGUCCACGUGUCUUGACACGAUUGGUUAGAACCACAUUCCCUUCUUUGAAUUUUAGAGUGUAUAUUUUUCGUGAAGAUUUAGUUAUUAAUUUGAUAUCGUCAUCUAUUCGGGUUGCAUUGGAAAACCCGUUAAACUAUGCCCGGAAUUAUCUGGGUGAUAUACUUGACCCGGGUGUAACCCGAGUCAUAUAUCUUGACUCGGAUGUUGUGUUAGUAGAUGAUAUAAAAAAGUUAUGGGAAAUUGUUUUAGAAAAGAACCGGGCUAUUGGGGCUCCGGAAUAUUGUCACGCGAAUUUUACUAAUUACUUUAACGAUAACUUCUGGUCCGAUACAACAAUGUCGCAAACAUUUACUGUAUCGGACCAGAAUAGAAGUAAAAACCAAAGACGUCCGUGUUAUUUUAACACGGGCGUAAUGGUAAUGGAUAUGAAAAAAUGGAGAAAAGGGAAUUAUAGGAAGAAAAUAGAGAACUGGAUGGAAAUACAAAGGAAAAAAAGGAUAUAUGAGUUAGGGUCAUUGCCACCUUUUUUACUGGUGUUUGCCGGUAACAUUGAGCCAAUUGAUCAUAGAUGGAACCAACAUGGGCUAGGUGGUGAUAAUGUGAAGGGUAGCUGUCGGUCAUUACAUUCGGGUCCAGUUAGUUUGUUACAUUGGAGUGGAAAAGGCAAACCAUGGGUUAGAUAUGAUGAAAAGAGACCGUGUCCAUUGGAUCAUUUGUGGAAGCCUUAUGAUUUAUACAAGAAGAAUAAUGACGAUCAAUCUCAACCGUUGGAUUAUGAAGUUAGUAUUAGUAGUGGAUAUUCCAAUUAUUUGAUUUGAUGUGUUGGGGUAAAAAUAGGUGAAAAUUGUUUUGUUUUUGGUGGUCUAGAUUUUGUUUAGGAACACAUGGUGAUUCAGAUUUUUAGAGAUUUUGAUAGAUGUGGAAAAGAUAUAUAGAAAAAUUUGUUGUUUUUAGAUUGUUGAUUGGUUCAUGGGAUUCGAUUCAUUUUGGUAAUUGUGUUUCCUUUAUUUUAGUGCGAUGGUAAUUUUUAUUUUAUAUAUAUAAAUGUUCAUUUUGAUGA